GCGCAUGCGCGGGGCGGGCGAAGGCGGGAGCGCGCGGGAACCGCGGGCGGGCCGCAGGAAACAUGAAAGUCAUCACCUGUGAAAUCGUGUGGCAUAAUAAGGAGCCGGUUUACAGCUUGGACUUCCAGCAUGGAGCGGAUGGGAGGAUCAAUCGCCUGGCCUCGGCUGGGGUGGACACAGCCGUGAGGAUCUGGAAGGUGGAGAAAGGCCCGGAUGGCAAAGCCAUCGUGGAGUUCCUGUCCAACCUGGCGCGCCACACCAAGGCCGUGAACGUCGUGCGCUUCUCUCCCAGCGGGGACAUCCUGGCCUCAGGAGGGGACGAUGCUGUCAUUUUGCUGUGGAAGCUGAAUGACAGCAAAGAGUUGGAGCCGAUGGUUUUUCAGGAUGAAGAUGAAGCUCAGCUCAACAAGGAGAACUGGGCAGUCAUUAAAACUUUGAGAGGCCACUUGGAGGAUGUGUAUGAUAUUUGUUGGACCUCAGAUGGAAAUUACAUGGCAUCUGCUUCUGUGGAUAACACAGCAAUCAUGUGGGAUGUCAAUAAAGGACAGAAAGUUUCAAUAUUUAAUGAGCACAAGAGUUAUGUCCAAGGAGUAACCUGGGACCCUCUGGGCCAGUAUAUUGCAACACUGAGUUGUGACAGAGUCCUGCGAGUUUACAGCACCCAGACCAAGCGAGUGGCCUUCAAUGUCACCAAGAUGCCAUCAGGGUCAGGAGCUGAAGGAGAGGUGAGGAGCUUUCGGAUGUUUCACGAUGACAGCAUGAAGUCGUUCUUCCGCAGGCUCAGCUUCACUCCUGAUGGCUCCUAUCUGCUCACUCCAGCUGGCUGUGUGGAAUCAGGAGAGAACGUUACAAACACCACUUAUGUUUUCUCCAGAAACAAUCUCAAAAGGCCCGUGGGUCACCUGCCCUGUCCUGGCAAGGGCACCCUGGCUGUUCGCUGCUGUCCUGUGUACUUUGAGCUGAGAGGAGCCUCUGCUAAAGAUGAAAUCAGUCCCAAAUCCCCCCCUGCCCUGUUCAACCUCCCCUAUCGAUUGGUCUUUGCUGUUGCUUCAGAAGAUUCUGUGCUUUUUUAUGACACUGAGCAGUCCUUCCCCUUUGGUUAUGUCUCCAACAUCCAUUACCACACCCUGAGUGACAUUUCAUGGUCCAGUGAUGGAUCCUUCCUGGCCAUUUCCUCCACGGAUGGGUACUGCUCCUUCGUCACCUUCGAGGAGGAUGAGCUGGGAGUGCCCCUGAAGGAAAAGCCCCAAAUCCAUGUCAGGACUCCUGGAGCAGCAGCAGACAAGAAAGCCAAGAAGAGCCAAUCCCACAAAGUGAUUUCCCCAGGCUCCAGGCUGCCAGAGGGGACCCCUCCCAGCAAGGAUCCCCCACUGCAACCCCGAACCCCCAGCACUGCUGGGAAGGAGCUGCCUUCCACCCCUGUGGGCAUCAAAAGCACUUCAGUGCCAUCCCCUUCCACCCCUGUGGGCAUCAAAAGCACUCCAGUGCCAUCCUCAGAGGAGAGGAGGAGCAGCCAGAGCAGCAGAGCCCCCCAGCCCAGGAGGGUCACCCUCACCACUCUGCAGUCCUGUUUCAAAACCCCCAGGAGAAUAAACUUGAUUUCCUUGAAGGCAGACACCCCAGCCUCUGCAUAUCCAGACCCAGCCCCCAUCCCUCCUUCCUUAGAACAGGAACAUGAGAAGCCAUUGCCAUCUGAUGAGAGCCUCCAAGCUCCCCCAGCCCCGAAACGUGCCAGGACUGAGGAAUUGUCCCUUCCUGCACCUGCUGGAGACCAAACCAGCUGAGAGUCCAACAAAUAAAGGCUGAGCAGAUCCCUCACAGCCUGAAGGCAAAGCAGCCAUGUUUGAGUGCAUUUCUUUUUGCAAAAAUUCAAUCCUCAAUUCCCAGUCCAAGUUCCCUGUGCAGGUUUGAUGUAGGAACAUCUACAUUGCUGUGAAGAAACUGCCAGGAGAAGAGCCAGGGUUCAGGAAUGUGGUUCUGCAGCAGGAGAAAUAGUUGGGAAGUGACUUCAAGAAUAAGGAAAUCAGGGAAAUCUGGGGAUUAAACAUCCAUCCACUAAGCUGAGAGUCCCUUAAUCAUGUUUAGAAAGCAUUCUGUCUUCCAGGAACUGUCUGGCAGAAAGAAUUGAAUGCAUUCAUAAGAUUUGAUGUCGUUCAAGACUAAAAAAAAAGAGGAAAUUGUGUCAUUCCAGCCUUUUGGGUGAUUCCUGGUGUCAAAUGCUGCUGCCCAGGAGCUGUGGGGUGGAGCUGAUUCACUCAGAGCUCAGCAGCAAAGCUCAGGACUGGCACGUGGAAGCAGAAAUGGGAAGAUUUAACUGCAGGAAACAAGAAAGCAAAAGGAAGAAAUCCUCUGAAGAGCUGCUGGAAGAAUAAAGAGCAGAAAGUUCUUCUUGUUGAAUUUCUGGACUUCAAAAAGAAAUGCAGCUGUGAGAUUUUCCUGAGGCAGCAGGAUCUGAGUGUGUACAUUGAAAUUUCCCCUUUUCCCCAACUCCCUUAGCCAAUAAAACACAACCCAGUGGAUGGGAAACUUCUA
This is a messenger RNA of Serinus canaria (Common canary), 2532 nucleotides long. RefSeq names its product chromatin assembly factor 1 subunit B (gene CHAF1B). The transcript is spliced from 14 exons. The record is from RefSeq and is a predicted model, not a curated record. The coding region runs from base 63 to 1784 and encodes 573 amino acids. Lineage: Eukaryota; Metazoa; Chordata; Aves; Passeriformes; Fringillidae. Gene Ontology annotation, biological process: nucleosome assembly; DNA replication-dependent chromatin assembly. Gene Ontology annotation, molecular function: protein binding. Gene Ontology annotation, cellular component: CAF-1 complex; nucleus.